CCAAGUCCGACUAAGACCUUUCCUUCUUUCUUAUUUUCCUUAGAAAUAUAAUAGAUGUACAUCCAGUAACUAGGACACCGCGUAUGACCCGAGUUCCGUCUCUCGGACAUCUUCCUCCUCAACCCGUCUUUUUCAACUUCGUUUUUCUAAAUUCCCCUCUUUGCUUUCCCUUUACCCUCUAUAAUUAUGGUUGCCAAAAAGCGUCGCGCUAAAAAGCCUCUGUUACUAUCUCGCACCCGUCCAUCCGCAAUCAGGGGCGAACAUGCAGCGCUGUCAUCAAAGGCCACCCGGAAUCUGAUUCGCUCCCAUCACCGACUUCUCAAGCAACGGGCUCAAGCGCAGCAUGCGGGGGAUGAGAUCCUGGUCAAUGAAAUAAAUCGUCAGAUUCAGGAGAACGGUGGGCUGGAGAGUUACCAGCUCGCCAGUAAGCUUGGACAGUCCCGAGAACGUGGCGGCGAUUCAAGUAAGGUCCUGGUUGACUGGAUGGGCCCGCAUCUGCCUCAUGCGAAAGAUGGGCAAACCAGGCUCCGUGUGCUCGAAGUCGGGGCGCUCAGCACCAAAAAUGCCUGCUCUACGAAUCCAGCUAUGGCAGUUACCAGGAUAGACUUGAACUCCCAGGAGCCAGGGAUUUUGAAACAGGAUUUUAUGGAGCGACCACUGCCUCGUGAUGACGCUGAUCGAUUUCACAUUAUUAGUCUUUCAUUGGUACUCAAUUUUGUUCCAGACGCCAUUGGCCGAGGUGAAAUGCUGAAGCGUUGCGUGGCUUUUCUGACUUCUUCAUCCCCAUCUGCGUCCACUCCGCCUGUCACGCCCCGGCUGUUCCUGGUUCUACCAGCUGCAUGUGUCAACAACUCCCGAUAUCUCACCCAUGGCAGACUUGGCGACAUCAUGACUGGCAUGGGAUUCUUCUUAUCCGAGAGCAAGGAAACUUCCAAGCUGAUAUAUCAACUUUGGGAAUACAGCCAGAAACCCCAGUCUCGCUCUUGGAAAAAGGAAAUGCUGAAUCCCGGCAAAACAAGGAACAAUUUUGCUAUUGUUGUCAAAUGACAAACUCCUCAAGGAUCCCUAUCAUGUGGAGAUCAUCUCCUGCGGUAGGAAUGCCCAGGCUGUUCCUAUAAUCGCUAACAUUGACGAUAAAAUCAGAAGAACCCAGUCUAAAACCCGCUCCCUUAGACUGAGGUCGUUUCCAAAAAUUUUCAAAUAAAACGCGAGUGGCAAGAUCACGCAUAUCGUAAAACACAAAGCAGAACCCAUCAGUGCCAUGAUCCUGUCGAACGAUGGGAAGAGGAUGGCCAUUAAAACGACGACAGCCAGCACAACCACACGCACCAUUGCCUUCAAUGACUGCAAAAUUAUGGCAUGAAGUCCCUCGGGAUGAUUUGAAUUUGUGGUAGAGUGAGACCCAAGGCCACAGAGUAUUUCCACAGUGGCCACCAGAGGGCGGCAG
This is a messenger RNA of Aspergillus steynii IBT 23096, 1447 nucleotides long. RefSeq names its product 25S rRNA (adenine2142-N1)-methyltransferase. The transcript has a single exon. The record is from RefSeq and is a predicted model, not a curated record. The coding region runs from base 187 to 1047 and encodes 286 amino acids. Lineage: Eukaryota; Fungi; Ascomycota; Eurotiomycetes; Eurotiales; Aspergillaceae. Gene Ontology annotation, molecular function: rRNA (adenine) methyltransferase activity. Gene Ontology annotation, cellular component: nucleolus.